Molecule: messenger RNA, 6252 nt
Organism: Pan troglodytes (chimpanzee)
Lineage: Eukaryota; Metazoa; Chordata; Mammalia; Primates; Hominidae
Gene: TTPAL
Product: alpha tocopherol transfer protein like
Exons: 5
Coding region: 151-1179 (342 amino acids)
Cellular component (GO): membrane
Molecular function (GO): phosphatidylinositol bisphosphate binding
Source: RefSeq, a predicted model, not a curated record
CUCCCACGCCCUGGAUCGUCACUUCCGGCGCGAGGGGCCGGGCAGGCCGGGCAGGGAGUGCGGGUCGGUUCUGCGUGCGCUGCCGGACGAGGCUCCCGCCGCCGAUUGACCCGCGCUCCGCCCGUAGUCGGGCCGGGACCUUGGUAGCUAAUGUCCGAAGAAAGUGACUCUCUGAGAACCAGCCCUUCUGUGGCCUCACUCUCUGAAAAUGAGCUGCCACCACCACCUGAGCCUCCGGGCUAUGUGUGCUCGCUGACAGAAGACCUGGUCACCAAAGCCCGGGAAGAGCUGCAGGAAAAGCCGGAAUGGAGACUUCGAGAUGUGCAGGCCCUUCGUGACAUGGUGCGGAAGGAGUACCCGAACCUGAGCACAUCCCUCGACGAUGCCUUCCUGCUGCGCUUCCUCCGAGCCCGCAAGUUUGAUUACGACCGGGCCCUGCAGCUCCUCGUCAACUACCACAGCUGUAGAAGAAGCUGGCCCGAAGUCUUCAAUAACUUGAAGCCAUCAGCCUUAAAAGAUGUCCUUGCUUCCGGGUUCCUCACCGUGCUGCCCCACACUGACCCCAGGGGCUGCCAUGUCGUCUGCAUCCGCCCAGACAGAUGGAUACCGAGCAACUAUCCAAUUACUGAAAACAUCCGAGCCAUAUACUUGACCUUAGAAAAACUCAUUCAGUCUGAAGAAACCCAGGUGAAUGGAAUUGUAAUUCUUGCAGACUACAAAGGAGUGAGUUUAUCAAAAGCAUCUCACUUUGGCCCUUUUAUAGCCAAAAAGGUGAUUGGCAUCCUCCAGGAUGGUUUCCCCAUUCGGAUAAAAGCAGUCCAUGUUGUGAAUGAACCUCGAAUAUUUAAAGGCAUUUUUGCCAUCAUAAAACCAUUUCUAAAGGAGAAAAUAGCAAACAGAUUCUUCCUCCAUGGGUCUGACUUGAACUCUCUCCACACAAACCUUCCAAGCAGCAUCCUCCCCAAGGAGUAUGGGGGCACGGCUGGGGAGCUGGACACUGCCACCUGGAACGCGGUACUGCUGGCUUCAGAAGACGAUUUUGUGAAAGAGUUCUGCCAACCUGUUCCUGCCUGUGACAGCAUCCUGGGCCAGACGCUGCUGCCUGAGGGCCUGACCUCAGAUGCACAGUGUGACGACUCCUUGCGAGCUGUGAAGUCACAGCUGUACUCCUGCUACUAGCCCGUCCCCCAGGGUCACCAUCUUUAAUUCUUUUCCUUCUUUUCUUUGGAGAGGCACAAGGAGAAUUUAAGGGUCCAUGGAUUCAGUCUUGCUCCUUGUAAUUAAACUGCAGGAUGAAGGAACAGCCUGAGAUAUGAGCGUGAGCCCAUUUUGGGGUAAGCCUUUGGUUACUUGAAUUACUCCAUGGAAGACAUGGAAAAUGUCCCCACUGAUUCUUAAACAUUUGGAAUCCCAGUCUGCAACUAUUAAUCUGGAGGCUAUAUCUGUUUUGUUUUGCUUUUUGGUUGGGGGGUGGUGAUCUGGUUCUUACACAUCUUGGAAGCAAGAACAAUCAGGACCAAAGUCACUUUGAUCCCACUUUUCCAGGAGAAAAACCACCUGUUUGGCCAGUGAGAACUACUUGUAUGAAAUAAUUUGGCCAAACCUUCAGUGUGACCAAAUGUGAGACUGGGAGUUUGUGUUUUUCACAGGAACCCUAAGUAUAGACCUCUGCUGCUCAUCAGGAAACUUACUGGAGAUGAAGGCCCCAGCUGUUGUCACCGGGUUUGGAAAGCACCUUAACUGAAUCAUGUAAGCAUCAGGACAUAAGCAGCACUUUGUGGUCAAAUGUGGAAGCCGGAGACUUCAAAGCACCUCUGGGACCCACUGGUUGAAGUCUGCAAUAGAAACUUAAGUUUUCCCAAAUCCAUAAAGCCUUAGCCCUGGUUCUCAAUAGAAUCAGGGACCUAGCAGGAAAUGAUUUUACUCAACCUAAGAUGCUGGAUCCCAGGCCCGUGUAGCUAUAAGAAUUCUGGCCUGGAUCCCAGGUGUGCAACUAUGGACAAGAUAUGGGCCUCUACUUUCUCCUCUAUAAAAUGAGGCUGGAUGAAAUGUCAGCUAGGGCCAUUUUGGCUGCUGAGGCUCUGGGAUUUGGUUUAGUUACUGAAUGUUAGAUUUUCUGCCUAGAAAGAUAACUAUCUUGAUACAAGUGGUUGGAUCCUGUUUUUGUUUGUGGUACAUGUGUCUUUCCAAGAGAGAUGUGUCACCAAUUAGCCCUGCCUUUAAAGAAACUAUUAUGUGUAUUCCUGGGACUCACUGACACCAAUUUUCUUUUUAUAGUGAUGGUUCAAUUUUGAAAAGAUGGCUUUUGUGAGGCCAGGUUAAGGUGACCAGGAUCUUGUAUGAUGAAUUCCUUCCAUCCCUGAGACUCUGGUACUAUAUUGUAAACCUGGCUACAGUAGUUAAUUACUUGAGAUUCUUUAAUUUUGGACUCUGGGCCGGGCGUGGUGGUUCAUGCCUGUAAUCCCAGCACUUUGGGAGGCCAAGGUGUGCGGAUCACAAGGUCAGGAGUUCGAGACACGCCUGGCCAAGAUGGUGAAACCCCAUCUCUACUAAAAAUACAAAAAUUAGCUGGGCGUGGUGGUGGGCUCCUGUAGUCCCAGCUACUCGGGAGGCUGAGGCAGAAGAAUCGCCUGAACCCAGAAGGCAGAAGUGGCAGUGAGCCAAGAUCACACCACUGCACUCCAGCCUGGGCGACAGAGCAAGACUCUGCCUCAAAAAAAAAAAAAAAAAAAAAAAAAAAAAAAUUUUUUUUUUUUGGUCUCUGGAAAUGAACACAAGGGCAGGUUAUUGCUGGGUCACUUCUGGGCCCCCCUGCCCUCCCAGCCCCACUUGAGUUUCUCUCUCUGGUGUGGGUGAACCAGUCAGCCUGAAUGUUCUGCAUUUCAGCACUUUAGAACCUCCCUGUGAAGAUUUUAGCCUUAGCCCAAACAUCAAAUUAGACGGUUCACAUGAUGGUUUUUGACCUAUUUCCUUUCUAAUGUAUUCCACAUGAUCAUGGUGUUAAAUAGUGAAAAGUACUGUGUUGUGUGUGCACCUUCUCCGUGCAUUUAUUAGACUAACCAGUCAAGCAGACAGCUCAGUUAGGGAGAAAACAAUACUCUGAAAUUUGAAGGCCAGUCUGUUGUUACUAAGCUGUUUAUCUCUAUUGCCUUUUUAAAUGUCUGGAUAAGUUGUUGGUGGAAAUUAAGUUACUUAACCUCAUUAAUACCAAUUCUAGAGAAAGUGCUUUUCACCAUGGAUAGUAACCCUGGAUCCUCUAGGGUACUGGCUGAGCUGGAAGUGCCAAAAAGCACUCCUGGCUGCUUCUGGUUCCAUCUGAUGAUGAUGUGACCUGCACUGCUGAAAAGGCCCAAGCAGGGCAAGUGGGAUGGCUGAAGGAGGGAAGGAGGGGGUUCAGAACCCACUGGCCUGGAUGGGAGAACUGGGUGGAGGCUUCCCCAAGAGGGAUGACAGAUAAACAAAACAAAACAAAAACUGGGUAAAGAGGAAUGAAUCACUCAGCCCUGAUGUUUCAAUUCUACACUGCAUUCCUGGCCAGUCGCAUUUGUUUUAAUGCAGGCAUGGCCACAGCUCUCCUAGAGAAUUAUCUCAAAGACCAGAAGGGACCUGGAGAGGCCUAUUUCUUAGGUUUUUCCAGUUGGACAAGGAAGGAGUGGUUUCACUCAGCUUCUAGAAGGAGUUGGAGCCUAAGUUUAUCUGCCUCCAGGAGCUGCUUGCUUUGUUUUGGCUCCGAAGAGGUAUCAGAUAGUUUUGACACCUCAGGAAACUUGAACCAAGCUGUGAAACCAAGACCUCCCUGCGUGAAAAUCAAGGUGGUCUCCUUGUGGCUUCACCAGGGUGUUUGUGUCAGGCUGUCUCAGCAGGGUGGGGAAUGACCAGCCAGGGAGCACAGUGAGCCUUACUCAGCACUGGGGAGCGCACUGGUGAGGCAAACCCAUGAACCUCAAGAACUGGGAGUAUGUUCCUUCAGGGAGAAGUUCUGGACCAUUGCACAAACACUUGGAAAUUAACUUUUCCCUAAAUUCAAGGUAGUGUGGUGUCGGAAGGAAAUGGGACAGUAAAUUAGGAGACGCGGGCUCCACCUUUACCUUACUACGUGGCCUUUGAUGAGCUGGCUUCACAACCCUGAGUGAUUCUGUGAUAGAGAUCUAUACUCCAAACUUUAUUCCUGGUAUCUAGUUGGCUUCACUGCCACAGAGACACUGUACUCUCUCUUUUUGGAAGUUUUUUUCCUUUUUUCCCCCCUCAAUUGGCUUGUUAUUUAGUAAAUUUAGGUCUGAAUGAAUUGGUACCUAAAAGCUUCCAAAUCUAUACAUUUCAGAAUAUGGGAAUUUUCUUCCUCUUCUUCCCCCAUAUCCCAACAUGGAAUUCUGGAAAACUGUGCCUCUUCCCCUGUUCUGCCUUCAUGAGGGAGAGACUGGAUGAAAUCUACAAAAACAGCCAAAAGUGCCACCCUGGCUUCAUGUCUUGAAUUUCUAACUUGCUCUUGGCAAAGGUCGCUUUAUUUUUUAAUUUUUUUCCUUGCAUUUUCUUUUUUAUUCUAUUGCUGCUGCAAAAAUUAAGGCAAAAGUAGCUUUUGAUCUUUCAUAUUUCAUCCUGGUUUCACAAGGAGUCACUUAUCUUAGGAGGUCUGUAAGUCAGGUUACAAGGCCGGGAGCGGUGGCUCACACCUGUAAUCCCAACACUUUGGGCGGCUGAGGUGGAUGUAUCACCUGAAGUCAGGAGUUUGAGACCAGCCUGGCCAACAUGGUGAAACCCCGUCUCUACUAAAAAUACAAAAAAUUGGCUGGGCAUGGUGGUGGGUGCCUGUAAUCCCAGCUACUUGGGAAGCUGAGGCAGGAGAAUCACUUAAACCCAGGUGGCGGAGGUUGCAGUGAGCCGACAUCGUGCCAUUGCACUCCAGCCUGGGUGACGAGUGAAACUCCAUCUCAAAAAUAAAAAUAAAAAUUUAAAAAUCAGGUUACAAAACACCAUUUUUCCCGAAAUAAGACAAUAAGAGGCUUUUCUCUGAAUUCCUUUAUAUUGAGCCUUUCACAGAAUUCUCCCUGGGUGGGCAAUUUCUUUAAAUAGCAUUUGACUCUCAGAUCAAUCAUGGGAUUUUUUUCAUUUGGGUAGCAAACGGCUAGAAUACUGCUGUGGCGAUUAUAAUACUUUUAGAAAGUUUUACCAUUUUAAAGUUGCCAACAUUUAAGGUUUUCCUUUGAAGCCUCCUUUAAUUUAGGGAGUAAAAUGUUAGCUAAACCAAUUAUAUACUAUAUACUAUACACUGUAUCUCCUGUGGCCAUGAGAAGUGUGGCUAUACCGAACAGAAACAUGCCUACUGUUCAGGAAAGAUGUCAGUUCUGGUAACACCUCUCUGUAUUGGGAUCUGUUAAUUUUGUAAAUCUAAAGUCUUCUGCUCUUGGCCAGGUGCAGUAGCUCAUGCCCUGUAAUCCCAGAACUUUGGGAGGCUGAAGGGGGGCGGAUCAUUUGAGGUCAGGAGUUUGAGACCAGCCUGGCCAACAUGGUGAAACCCCAUCUCUACUAAAAAGUACAAAAAUUAGCUGGGUGUGGUGGUGCGUGCCUGUAAUCCCAGCUACUUGGGAGGCUGAGGCAGGAGAAUCGCUUGAACCCGGGAGGCAGCGGUUGCAGUAAGCCAAGACUAUGCCACUGCACUCCAGCCUGGGUGACAAAGCAAUAUUCUGUGUCAAAUAAAUAAAUUAAUUCUUCUGCUCUCCUGACUUAGAGAAAUGGUUUGCUUAAAAUGCUAGUAACAAACAUCAUCACAGUCAACAGGAGCUUGCUUCAUGCAAAGGAUCAAUGUGAUUUGUGGAUGGAGAUGAUAGUGAUGAAAUUCCUGUUUCAUGGGGCUGUUUUUCUUUUCAUCUCACUGGGCAGCAGGUUUAGUGAGGCAGUGAGAUGCUGCUGCUGUGGAUUCUUGUAGCUAUGCCUCGGCUUCUUGGCAUAUCAGGUAGGAACCUGUUACAAGUGAAAUACUUGAAACCUCUCUGACCAAGAGCCUCUGAUGGAGUGGGAGGUGAGCUAAUUUUCUGACCAGCUUGGGGCACUGUUUCAGCCACUGGUCACAUUCCUUGCUUCAAACUGAAAUUCAGUUUGGCUUUGAGUAUAGGGAUACAUGGUGGAUUCAUGUACUUCAGUGUUUGUUUUGACCAAAGUUUAUUUUUCUAGUGCAUUUUCUAAGUCAAAGUGGUGAAAAUAUGUAAUUUUAGUAUGCAUGACUCAGUCUGAAACAAUAAAAAUCUCUGAAAAAUG